UUCUUCGGCUGUGCAGGGUCGUAUCUUCAUGCAAUUGGUUUCUACGCGGUCCCAGAUCAAGAAGCAAUGCGAGAACAGCUGAUCUCAUCUCACGAGCCUGGAUAUACCAAGAUUGGGCCGUGGGGUGGCGUUGGAGGGAACUUACAGGACAUCUCCACCGACAAGCCACCACACCGUCUUGAAACUGUGACAAUCAGUUGCAGCUCCGUCGUCAACUCACUUUCUUUUUCGUACAUGGACUUCAACGGACAUACGCACACUGUGGGUCCAUGGGGUAGUCCUCGUGGAAACAUUUGUACGAUUAAGUUCGAUCCUCUGGAGAUGCUGCAAGGAGUUCAUGGCACAGUUGGUCCAUUUUGUGAAUUACCGAACGUCAUAACCUCGCUUACAUUUGCCACGAAUCAUUGCCGUGCAUUUCGGACAAGGAGGAGGAACUCCCUUCCAUGCCCCAGCAGAGAAAGAUGGCUGCAUCGUGGGCUUCUUUGGGCACGGAAGGUCAUGUGUUGA
Lolium rigidum is the source of this 507-nucleotide messenger RNA. RefSeq names its product salt stress-induced protein-like. The coding region runs from base 67 to 507 and encodes 146 amino acids. Lineage: Eukaryota; Viridiplantae; Streptophyta; Magnoliopsida; Poales; Poaceae. The transcript has 3 exons. The record is from RefSeq and is a predicted model, not a curated record.